Aethina tumida (small hive beetle) is the source of this 2634-nucleotide messenger RNA. Its product is annotated as atypical protein kinase C-like. Lineage: Eukaryota; Metazoa; Arthropoda; Insecta; Coleoptera; Nitidulidae. Gene Ontology annotation, molecular function: protein serine/threonine kinase activity; ATP binding. The record is from RefSeq and is a predicted model, not a curated record. Gene Ontology annotation, biological process: protein phosphorylation. Bases 62 to 1576 code for a protein of 504 amino acids. The transcript has 8 exons.
UGCUAAAAUGAUAUAUAAAUCGCCACAUGGAACUAUCGAUAUUGUGAUAUGCUGAAAUAAAAUGGAGGACUUAUUUAGAUUGUUUAUUUCCAUAGUGUUCCCAAAUGAUCCGCCUCAGCCAGAAAUUCCAUGUCAGGGCACUAAAGAUAGAUAUAUUUACAGGAGGGGUGCGAAAAGAUGGACGAAGGUCUAUAAGGUGAACGGCCAUAUUUUCAAGACGAAACGGUUUAAUAGGAGAGGAUUAUGUGCGUCCUGCGACGACCGCAUUUGGGGCGUGGGACAGCAGGGCUUUAAGUGUAUUCAGUGUAAGUUGUUGGUGCACAAGAAGUGCCACAAGGCGGUUGGCAAAACAUGUACCAAGGAGCACAUCGUGGUGCCCAGAGACCACUACAAUGGGGAUGCUCGCACGGCUAACAUGCCCAGCAAUGACAUGCUACUCCAGAAAACGGAAACAGACGUACAGAACUCAUCGCCAGAUGUUAAAGAUGAAUCGGUUGCGGUGAAAGACUCGGAGAACACUCGGUCCGGUUCGCAGUGCCAGUAUUCGCUUCAAGAUUUCGACCUGAUCGGCGUUAUUGGCCGCGGAUCAUACGCUAAAGUGUUGAUGGUCGAGUUGAAACGCACGAAACGUCUUUAUGCCAUGAAGGUGAUAAAGAAGUCCCUAGUCUCUGAUGACGAGGCGCAAACAGAAAAAUACGUCUUCGACAUCGCUACUAAUCACCCGUUCCUCGUCGGUUUGCAUUCCUGCUUCCAGACGCCGUCGAGACUGUUUUUUGUCAUUGAGUUUGUGAGGGGUGGAGACUUGACAUUCCACGUGCAAAGGCAAGGGAGAUUGCCCGAAGAACACGCUCGGUUCUAUACGGCUGAAAUAUCUUUGGCGUUGAACUUCCUUCACUCCAAAGGUAUCAUUUAUCGAGAUUUGAAGUUGGACAAUGUUCUCUUGGAUCAAGAAGGUCAUAUCAAACUAACAGAUUAUGGUAUGUGCAAGGAAGGGUUACGACCGGGCGACUUAACUUCAACUUUCUGCGGUACCCCGAACUAUAUCGCUCCAGAAAUUUUGCGCGGAGAGGAUUACGGAGUCUCAGUUGAUUGGUGGGCGUUAGGGGUGUUACUGUACGAAAUGUUAGCUGGUCGUUCACCGUUCGACACUGUCGGCACAUCCGAAAAUCCCGAUCAGAACACGGAGGACUAUCUAUUCCAAGUUAUAUUGGAGAAGACUAUUCGAUAUCCCAGAUCGGUCAGCGCUAAAGCUGUCGAUGUCCUCAAGGGAUUCCUCAGAAAGGAUCCGGCGGAACGACUAGGGUGUUACGGUUCUGAUUCCUUCCACGAGGUUGCCAGUCAUCAGUUCUACAAAGGAAUCGAUUGGGAAAUGCUGAAAAACAAGCAGGUGCCGCCGCCUUACAAACCGUGCCUAGACUCUGACAGGGAUUUGGCGUAUUUCUCGCAGGAGUUCGUCAAGGAGCCGGUUCUUUUAACGCCGGACGAUCCGCGUGUGAUUGAGAAGAUCAACCAGUCGGAGUUCGAGGGCUUCGAGUACGUGAACCCACUACUGAUAUCGCAGGAAAAUUGCGCGUGAUAACGUUGUGUGCUGGAUCUACAUCUGAACAAUUUGCCGGUAUUGUGUUUGCCGCCGUACCGUCACGAGCUGCCGACAAACGGAUCAAUGUGCCCCCGUCUAGCGGCGGCUCUUGAGCUGGACGUACACGGAAAUAUAAUCGCGACCUAAACACAAAGUUCGAAAAAACUUCGUUCUCUACAUAAUAUACUAGUAGCGACAUUUUUUCAAGUUUGGAAUUAAAAAAUAGUCCUAGGGUCUAAAUAUGGCGAAUAAGGUGGAAUUGAAAUUUAAAUAUAUGAAUCAAUGCAUUGUCGUAUUGGAAUACUUUGUUUUUCGUCAAAUGCGGUCGUUUUUCUUAAUUUUAUAUAAUCAUGAACAAAUGGGGCACCCUAUAUAGCCUUCCAUUUGACUUAGAUUACGCACUUUUAACCGACUUUCAUCCCAAACCUUAUUGUAGAUUUUCUUAAACAUUUCUGGCGUGGUCACCUCAGUUGAUAUUUUACUGAAUCCAUCUUAGCAGCUCUACGGCCGCAGGAGCAAACUCCCCUGGAGUAGAAUAUACCAAAUAAAUAUUGAUUGGAAUGAAAUCAUUCAAAUGAAAGUACGAACAAUAACUACAUUUUCCCAUGUUUACAAAAUUUCUAGAGAUAGCACCAUUUAACAUAACGUUUUGAAAUUUAAGAUUUUAAAAGUUGAUACUUUCUACCAAAGUAAUUUAAAAAACACCUUUUCGUCAGGAUUAGCCUAGUAAAGUGAAACUUGUUGCGAUUGAUCAAUCAAGAGUCAACUUUAUGUAUAUCUAACCACAUAAUAUAUUUUGAUUGAUGCUAUACUAUGUACCUGCAUAUUUGUAUUAAGUUGGUAGUUAAUUAUUAAAUUAUUUGUUCAUUGAUCUCUUUUAUUAAUGUUGGUAACGAAAGGGAUUAGACAACCCCCUUCUAGUACCAUUCGCUUUCUUCAAUUUUUUGCGUUUAACUAUAAAAACGUUUGAUAUUAAUUGUUCUUGGUAUGUAAAUAGUUUUAUAUCUUGUAAUAAGUGUUUGUUUUUAUUUUGUUUGUUACAUAUUUGUUUUAAU